AUGCGGCUAAGCGAGGCAUCCGAUGUCAUUUGCCUGGCAGACAACGAAAUGUGGCUCCGCUCUUGGACAAAUGUGGGAUUUUUAUUUGUCCUUCGUGUUGCUUCCUCCUUUCCCGUGAGACACACCGAACACCCAACGCCCACACACCGUCGUUCCUGCUUGCAUAUCUCCUGCGGGCUCGGCAACUCUUCGCGGGCGCGUGCCCUCCACGAGGAAUGCGCACCCAUUCCCGGUUCCCGGAACUGUAGUUACAUCCACCGGAGCCUGGGGGCUACACUGUUCUCCUCCCUCCCCUUUUGUGUGCGUGUGGGGUGCUGGGUGCUGCUUCACGACCGUGUGUGUGUGUGUGUGUGUCCCUGUAGUGCGGCACAUGUAUUUCUCUCUUCUUGUUGUUGUUGUCCUUGCCCCACUGUGUGGAUUGUCUCACACACUCGAGCGACUCUACGACGAAUGAUGAUGGUGACUGUGCGGCGCUGCGUGGCGUGCGACCUGCUGGUCCUCGCGCUCUUGUGCUGCUGCUGCUUGUCCGUCUGCAGGGCUGCUGCUCCGGGCGUGCAAUCUACCGCUGCGCCGGCAAAACCAUUGGCUGAUGUGGUAGUGUUGUGUCCGGGGACUGACGGUAAGUUACGUUGGCGAUUUCAAGGCGAGAAGGACUGGCGAAAGUGUGCGAGGAAGCCCGAAGAAGCCCCGGAAGACAAUGGUUACUGCGCACGGCUAUGCAAUUUCGCUGGAGAUGUAUACAAGGAACCCGAAAUUACCAGACUGUGCAAUUCUGCGAAUAAUACGAGUUUUGUUGCCUUCCAUAUGUCAUUUGAGAAGCACGAGGAUCUAAAAACCUGCAGUUUGGGGGAGGCACCCGAGGCUUCCAGUCAGUCGUCCUCCGCCUCAUCCGGCGACGCCACCACUGUGUGGGUGCGCACGCCUCUGCUGCUGCUGCUGCUCGUCACCGCCCUUGUCUGUGCUGCUGUGCGGUGA
This is a messenger RNA of Trypanosoma cruzi, 975 nucleotides long. RefSeq lists its product as uncharacterized. The transcript has a single exon. The coding region runs from base 1 to 975 and encodes 324 amino acids. The record is from RefSeq and is a predicted model, not a curated record. NCBI's taxonomy places the organism in Eukaryota, Euglenozoa, Kinetoplastea, Trypanosomatida, Trypanosomatidae.